AUGGACAUCGACAGCGACAUCGACGCGCGACUCUCGGCUGCGGCGGGACAGGGGCAGCGCGAGCGAGUGGAGGGAUACCUCUCGCUCCUCGCCGAGCUGCUCUCCACGAAACCUGUUCCGGUGCAGGCGCUCAUCAAGUUCGGCCAGCACUUCACGACCUCGACGACCAUGGCUAUGGUUGUGGGAUCGCGCGUGCUCGAUGCGCUUGUCGCGGCUUUCUGUGCAGGCCUGCAGCUUGACGUCGACAUCAAUGACAACGGGGAUAAGGAGAAAUGGACGCAGCUUGGGAAGCAGGCAUUCGAUAACGAGGAAGGAGAGGAAGCGAGGAAGGCAGUCAUCGAGGGUGUGCUGGAGCCGGAUCUGGCAGAAGGAGGAGGACUGGUAUGGAGCGGCCAGGGCGCUGAUGAACAUUCCCCUAGAAGGUGGUGGGCGGUGAGCUCGACGAUGCGAACCGGGACUGACCGCAGAAUCGUCACCGACGAGGACAAGCUGGCCGUGUACAUCAAGAUCGUCCGUCUCCUUCUCGAGACGUACUUCUCGCGUGCGCAGUCCCUCAUCCAGCCGAGUACGGAUCACAAAACGCAGCUCGAGUUCCGCCUGUCGCACGCGCGUUUGCUCGAUUACUUUGCGCGUUUCACGGAGGCUGCGCAGAAGUAUCACGAGAUCUCCUUUGACACAGCGAUCGACACGGACGACCGUGCGCACAUGCUCGCCGCAGCUGUCACGACAUCCAUCCUCGCCCCCGCCGGCCCCCCGAGGCAGCGCAUGCUCGCUAGCCUGAAUCGCGACGAGCGCGUGCAGUCGCUUCCGCCGCACCUCGGCACGAUGCUUAAGAAGAUGCUCCUCGAGUACAUCGUGCGUCCCGAGGAGGUAGAGGAGUUUGAGCGCGGACUUGAGCCCCACCAGCGCGCUAUCGUCGAGGGUGGUGGGACGGUGCUUGAGCGCGCUAUCCGCGAGCACAACGUUGGCGCCUGCGCCAAGGUCUACGACAAUGUCGGCUUCGACGCUCUUGGAGAGCUGCUGGGUCUUGAUGCCACGGCUGCAGAGGCGAUUGCUCGCCGUAUGAUUGAGCAGGGACGACUUCGCGCUUGGAUUGACCAGCCGCUCGGAUUGUUGUACUUCGAGUCGCGCAAUGUUCAUGACUCGGCAGACGCGCAGGGCACUGCCGGAGGACUCGGAAUUGAACGUACCGAGGCGCCGAUCGAAUCCGUCUCGUGGUCCGAGAGGUCAGCUGACAACCAGGUCGAAGCCCUCGCGGCUACCAUCCAGGAGCGCGGUCUCGUCGCGUGA
Messenger RNA from Trichosporon asahii var. asahii CBS 2479, 1290 nucleotides. RefSeq names its product COP9 signalosome complex subunit 4. The transcript is spliced from 6 exons. The coding region runs from base 1 to 1290 and encodes 429 amino acids. The record is from RefSeq and is a predicted model, not a curated record. NCBI's taxonomy places the organism in Eukaryota, Fungi, Basidiomycota, Tremellomycetes, Trichosporonales, Trichosporonaceae. Gene Ontology annotation, cellular component: COP9 signalosome; cytosol.